GGGACCCUCGGGCGUCUGGAUCGCGUGAGCUGAGCCUUCUCUCCGCGCCACGAAGGAUGGAGCGACGCCGGCCGCGGAUGCAGCCCCCUGCCUCCGGCGCGCCCGCGGCGGCCCCGCACCCCUCCUCCGCCUCGCUGCGCGGCUGCCGGGACGGCCGGACUCCGCGCAGAAAGGGCCCCCAGCACCCUGCGGGCCCCGAGGAGCCCGGGGAGAAGCGCCCCAAAUUCCAUUUGAAUAUUAGGACACUGACAGAUGAUAUGCUUGACAAAUUUGCCAGCAUAAGGAUGCCUGGAAGCAAGAAAGAAAAACCUCCUCUACCCAAUCUAAAGUCUGUGUUUGCAAGCACUGAGCACUCAUCUGUGUCUUCAGAGAUGACAGAAAACAUUCCAAAGCCACUGUCAGACAGUGAAGUCUUAAAACUUUUUGAAAAGAUGAUGGAAGAUAUGAAUUUAAAUGAAGAUAAAAAGGCACCAUUGCGGGAAAAGGAUUUCAGUAUCAAAAAAGAAAUGGUGAUGCAGUACAUUAAUACCGCUGCUAAGACAGGAAGUCUUAGAAAUAGUCGACAGAUCUCCCCUCAAGAAUUCAUCUAUGAACUGAAAAUGGGGUCUGCUGAUGAGAGGCUUGUCACAUACCUGGAGUCCCUCCGAGUGUCUUUGACCAGUAAUCCUGUGAGUUGGGUGGAGAGUUUUGGAUAUGAGGGACUUGGAUUAUUACUAGACAUUUUGGAAAAACUAAUUAAUGAAAAAAGCCAAGACAAAGUUGUAAAGAAGAAUCAACACAAAGUCAUCCAGUGUCUAAAGGCUCUGAUGAAUACACAGUAUGGCUUAGAGAGGAUUAUGAGCGAGGAGAGGAGCCUUUCUUUGUUGGCUAAAGCCAUGGAUCCUCAGCACCCCAGUAUGAUGACUGAUGUGGUCAAACUUCUCUCUGCGGUCUGCAUCGUAGGCGAGGAGAGCAUCCUUGAAGAAGUUUUAGAAGCUUUAACUUCUGCUGGAGAAGAAAGAAAAAUCGACAGAUUUUCUUCUAUUGUGGAAGGCCUUAAGCACAAUUCAGUUCAACUGCAAGUAGCUUGUAUGCAGCUCAUAAAUGCCCUUGUUACAUCUCCUGAUGAUUUGGACUUCAGGCUUCACAUCAGAAAUGAAUUUAUGCGAUGUGGAUUGAAAGAGAUAUUGCCAAGUUUAAAGCUUAUUAAGAAUGAUGGCCUGGAUAUCCAACUAAAAGUCUUUGAUGAGCAUAAGGAAGAAGAUUUGAUUGAAUUCUCUCAUCGCCUUGAAGAUAUUAAAGCUGAACUUGAUGAAGUAUCUGAUGUUUACAACAUGGUGUGGAACACAGUUAAGGAAACUACUGCGGAGGGGUAUUUUAUUUCUAUUCUUCAACAUCUUUUGUUGAUUCGAAAUGACUAUUUUAUUAGACAGCAGUACUUCAAAUUAAUUGAUGAAUGUGUCUCCCAGAUUGUAUUGCACAGAGAUGGAAUGGAUCCAGACUUUACCUAUCGAAAAAGACUAGAUUUAGAUUUAAGUCAAUUUGUAGAUGUUUGCAUAGAUCAAGCAAAAUUAGAAGAGUUUGAAGAAAAAUCAUCAGAACUUCAUAAAAAGUUUGAAAAAGAGUUUGCCGACCACCAGGAAACCCAGGUUCAAUUGCAGAAAAAAGAGGCAAAGAUUAAUGAGCUUCAAGCAGAGUUACAAGCUUUUAAAUCUCAGUUUGGUGCUUUGCCAGCUGGUACAAAAAUUCCUUUGCCAGCAUCCCAAGAAGAUGGAACCAGCCAUCCAGCAGUCCCUCCUGCCCCUCUACUGCCUAUUAGUGGAGUGGCGCCACCUCCACCACCCCCUCCACCACCACCACCUCCUCUUCCUGCAGUGCGGAUGCCAUGCGGUGGUCCUAUACCUCCACCACCUCCUCUGGGACUUUUCAGCGGACCAGACUCUCUUCCUCCUCCAGUACUGCCAUUUGGAUUGAAACCAAAGAAAGAAUUUAAACCUGAAAUCAACAUGAGAAGAUUAAACUGGUUAAAGAUCAGACCUCAUGAAAUGUCUGAAAACUGUUUCUGGAUAAAAGUAAAUGAAAAUAAGUAUGAAAACAUGGAUCUACUUUGUAAACUUGAGAACACAUUCUGUUGCCAACUAAAAGAGAGAAGAGAUGAAGAAGAUUUUGAGGAAAAGAAAAUUAUUAAAAAAAGAAUCAAAGAACUUAAAUUUCUGGAUUCUAAAAUUGCCCAAAACCUUUCAAUCUUCCUGAGUUCUUUCCGGGUGCCAUAUGAGGAAAUCAAAAUGAUGAUACUAGAAGUGGAUGAAACACAGUUGGCAGAAUCUAUGAUCCAGAACUUAAUAAAACAUCUUCCUGAACAAGAACAAUUGAAUUCAUUGUCUCAGUUCCAGAAUGACUUUAACAACUUAUGUGAACCUGAGCAGUUUGCUGUUGUGAUGAGCAAUGUGAAGAGACUACGGCCACGGCUCACUGCUAUUCUCUUUAAGCUUCAGUUUGAAGAGCAGGUGAACAACAUCAAACCUGACAUCAUGGCUGUCAGUAGUGCCUGUGAAGAGAUAAAGAAGAGCAAAAGCUUUAGCAAGUUGCUGGAACUUGUGUUGCUAAUGGGAAACUACAUGAAUGCUGGCUCCCGGAAUGCUCAAACCUUCGGAUUUAACCUUAGUUCUCUCUGUAAACUGAAGGACACAAAAUCAGCAGAUCAGAAAACCACAUUGCUUCAUUUCCUGGUAGAAAUCUGUGAAGAAAAGUACCCUGAUAUAUUGAAUUUUGUGGAUGAUUUGGAACAUUUAGACAAAGCUAGUAAAGUCUCUGUAGAAACGCUGGAAAAGAAUUUGAAGCAGAUGGGAAGGCAACUUCAACAGCUUGAGAAAGAUUUGGAAACCUUUCCCCCUCCUGAGGACUUGCAUGACAAGUUUGUGACAAAGAUGUCCAGCUUUGUUAUCAGUGCUAAAGUACAGUAUGAGAAACUUUCUAAAUUACUGGAAAGCAUGGAACAGUCGUACCAGAGCAUGAUGGGAUAUUAUGCUGUUGACGUGAAGAAGGUGGCUGUGGAAGAUUUCCUUUCUGACUUGAAUACUUUCAGAACUACGUUCAUGCAAGCAAUAAAAGAAAACAUCAAAAAAAAAGAAGCAAUAGAGAAAGAAAAACGUGCCAGGAUCGCCAAAGAAUUAGCAGAGAAAGAAAGACUGGAACGACAGCAAAAGAAAAAACGCUUACUUGAGAUGAAGACUGAGGGUGAUGAGACAGGAGUGAUGGAUAGUCUGCUGGAGGCCUUGCAGUCAGGGGCUGCCUUCCGCGACAGGAGAAAAAGGACACCAAAGCCGAAAGAUAUUCGGCAAAGUCUCAGUCCAUUGUCUCAGAGGCCUGUUCUGAAAGUUUGUAAUCAUGAAAAUCAGAAAGUGCCGUUGACAGAAGGGGCACAUUCUCACUACAAUAUCAAUUGCAACUCCACAAGGACUCCAGCCGCCAAGGAGCUUAAUUAUAAUCUAGACACUCAGACGUGUGCUGGGAGGAUCAAGGCAGCUGAGAAGGAAGCCUGUAAUGUGGAAAGCAACAGAAAAAAGGACAUGGAACUUCCUGGUUCUGCUUCUAAAAAUGAGUCCAUUCCUGAAGUUGAAGCCCUGCUGGCAAGAUUACGAGCUUUAUAAAUUAAACUGGUAAAAAAUGAUUAAGCCAAACAUAAAGCCAUGCUCUAAGCUAUAACACUUGAAAAAAUGCUUUUAUAUAAGUGACUUUAUAUAGUUUUAACUUAUGAUAAUAUAUUAGGGGGAAAAAUCAAGCUAAAUACAUGGUUGUAAUGCUUUUCCUAUGUACUUGAAGUUUUGACUUUUUCAAGACUGUAAUGGGCUUUAAUGCUUUUUUUGUCUCCUUGUAUUCAUCUGUUCUAUAUUUGGUGAUUAAAUUAUACAUAUUGCUUUAGAGAGCAAGGUGGGUGGCCAUGUGUUCAGCAAUACGUCCUUCAGAAAAUUCCAUCUUUGUAAGUCACUGAAGUUUUCACUUAACUGUUUUCUACAUUAGUGAAUGCCAGACAUCAGUCUAAUGCUUUGCUAUCUAUCCAUGAAUAUUCCAUACUUAUUAUUUAUAUAGGCCUAGCUUUCACCACUGUAAUGUUAAAAACAUAUAACUAUAUAUCAAAGCUCUAAGGAAAUGACAACUAACAUUAUUAUUCCAGGUUAAUUAUAUGACAAUUAAGUGCACUUC
Dipodomys spectabilis (banner-tailed kangaroo rat) is the source of this 4182-nucleotide messenger RNA. It is a transcript of the gene Diaph3, whose product is annotated as diaphanous related formin 3. Gene Ontology annotation, cellular component: actin filament; cytoplasm. The coding region runs from base 57 to 3629 and encodes 1190 amino acids. Gene Ontology annotation, biological process: actin filament polymerization; actin cytoskeleton organization. The record is from RefSeq and is a predicted model, not a curated record. Gene Ontology annotation, molecular function: microtubule binding; small GTPase binding; actin binding. NCBI's taxonomy places the organism in Eukaryota, Metazoa, Chordata, Mammalia, Rodentia, Heteromyidae. The transcript is spliced from 28 exons.